Pisolithus orientalis is the source of this 881-nucleotide messenger RNA. RefSeq lists its product as uncharacterized. The record is from RefSeq and is a predicted model, not a curated record. The transcript has 3 exons. The coding region runs from base 235 to 861 and encodes 208 amino acids. Lineage: Eukaryota; Fungi; Basidiomycota; Agaricomycetes; Boletales; Pisolithaceae.
CGACGAUGAACUGGACCUCACCGAGAAGAAACGAGGUUGUGCAGACAACGAUACCUGCUCGUACACCCAUGGUGAACUGCGUGUAAGGCAGGCUGUUAUCCUGCCCCCUCCUUCUUGUACUUGAACCGAAAAUCACAAGCUGUCAGCUGUCGGCCCAUUCCUGAGUCCGACAGUUGCCUUUCCUGGAACAUUACAACCCUCGCUCACUUGGUCUUCGGCCGAGUAGGAAAGGUCAUGCAAACUGUACUGCGAACAAUCUUGCUGUCGUCCAAGCCAACGACGGCAGGGACAAGUAUAUCUCACACCGUAACGCGUCUGCUGUCGACCAACGCAGCACCAUCACCAUGGUUCGUGGACCCAGAGCCACAGCCAUCUCAAAAACACACCCCACCCCAUCUCACACCUAAAGUACAAGAGUUUCCCCCAAAUCUACCGGGUCCGAUCAGACAACUGUAUACAAAAUUAAGCCAGUCUCCUCUCCUGGAGCUAUCCACGUUGGAUGUACGUGAGUCUGUUGCACCUCCGCCAGGUCUACCGCUACCCAAACGGGCACCACGGGGUCGUAGAAGGCGCGGGGGAACAUACGCAGGGGAAGGUAUCGACGAAGACGCCGUGGGUGGUUUAUGGAAUUGGGUCGUCAUUGCACAGGUGAAGGAAGGCACUGAGAAUCGUGGGUCGAUUGCAGCUGUCCUACGAACUGUCCGGAAGACUUUGCUCACGAUGGAUACCCCCAUUUGCCUUCCCCCGGGCUCUAAGAGACGGGCACAUAACGGCUGGGCAGUAGUCGACGCAGGGAAUUUUGCAGUUCACAUCCUUAGUCGAGACGCCCGGCAAAAGUAUUUCGAACACUUGGACCAGUGAUGGGUCUCCACGUCAAUUCC